AUGGGGAAGACUGGUGUUGAAGCAAAUGGAACCCCCAAAUUGGCACCAUUCAACUAUAGCAUCAGCAAACUCCUCAUCCUAGGCUUCCUAUUCCAUGUCGUAUUCAUUUAUUCGGUCUUCGACUGCUACUUUACAAGUCCAGUCGUGUCCGGGAUGAAGAGUUUCAAUGUAGGCUCUUCACCCGCCAAGCGACUGGUUCUAAUAGUUGGUGACGGCCUAAGAGCGGACCUGUUGUUCAACACCUACCCGUUCCCAAAUAUACCAGGCUCUCCGAGAAUUGUUGCCCCUCACCUGCGCUCUAUCGUGGAGAGUAGAGGCGCUUUUGGUAUCUCGCACACUCGCGUUCCGACAGAAAGCAGACCUGGGCAUGUUGCGAUAAUUGGUGAGAGUCAUCUUCUCGUCUUCGGGUUACAGGGUUACUCAUGUUCCGCAGCCGGCAUGUACGAGGAUGUAUCAGCGGUUACGAAGGUCGACUUUGACUCGGUAUUCAACCAAUCAAGCGCUACGUUCCAAUUUGGCUCCCCGGACAUCACACCCAUGUUCACCCGCGGUGCUACGCCAGGCAAGGUCAAGGAAUGGUGCUAUGAUGCCGAAGCAGAGGACUUCACCAAAGACGCGACUGAGCUAGACUUGUGGGUUCUUGACCACCUUGAAUCACUACUCAGGAACGCCACCACCGAUCCAUCCCUAGACAAGGAGCUUCGACAAGAUAAAGUCGUGUUCUUCCUUCACCUCCUCGGUUUGGACACCACUGGUCACUCCUACCGGCCUCAUUCCAAGGAAUACAUGAACAACAUUCAGGUUGUUGACAGUAUCGUAAAGCGAACAGAGGAGCUUAUCUCCAGCUUUUAUGGGGACGAAGAAACGAGCUACGUCUUUACUGCAGACCAUGGCAUGUCUGUAAUUGGGAAUCAUGGCGAUGGGCAUCCUGACAACACUCGAACGCCUAUAAUCGCUUGGGGCAAAGGCGUCAGAGGUCCUCUCCCAGAUCCUAAUUCGGAAUCUCAUGAUGACUACUCUCGUCCAUGGGAACUUAGCCACCUCUACAGACGUGACAUGGAACAAGCGGAUAUUGCCCCGCUCAUGUCGAGCUUGGUUGGCAUCGACUGGCCUGUAAACUCUGUUGGUGUUUUGCCUGACACGGACCCAUCGCUACCCGGAUACCUGGACACAAAAGCGAGUGAUAGCUUCGUAGCGCGGGCUGCCUUCACCAAUGCCAAGAUGAUUCUGGAACAAUAUCGUGUCAAGAAUGAUAUCAAGAAGAGUCACAGCAUUUGGUACUCGCCUUUCAAAGCACUUCAUCAAGAUCCUCAGCAGGCCCCUGGAGAGGCCGACCUGAAAACAAUAGAAGCGCUUUUGGCCAAUGGCAGCUGGACUGAAGCACGCCGUGAAUCUCUUUCGCUUGUCAAGAAAGCAUUAUCGGGUCUUCACUACCUGCAGACAUAUGACAGGACCCUCAUUCGGACUAUCGUCACCUUCGCAUACACAGGAUGGGCUGCUUUUGCUUGCAUCUACCUCUUCCGGACAGGGGAUGUCCCUACUCCUUCUGGUCGCACCUACCACCAGAUUCUCAAUGGACUUGCGGCCGCAAUCCUGGGAGCAACCUGGAUGGUCUUCUUCGUCCAAAAGUCUCCCUGGACGUUCUACAUCUACGUUGCUUUCCCUGUGUACUUCUGGCAACAAUUCCUGGUUUAUGGUGCCCCGUCCAUCGUGGGCAGAGUCGCCUACAGUGGCUACGCGAACGUGAUCCUCCGUGUGGCACUUGUGGUCAUUUGCACACAGGCCAUGGUGCUAGGUUACACUCACCGAUCGAUAUGGAGUAUUGGCCUAUUUUUCAUCGCGGUUGUGUGGCCAUUGACAUGGAAUUCGAACGCCGAGGUGCCCGCGACCACGACGCUGGCGUGGGGGGCGUCGUCGUUACUUACGGCCGUCUUCCCUCUCCUGCCCGUGGAUAAGACCGAGAACUUGACCACAAUCCUAGCCGGAGGCGUCUCAAUCAUCGCUUUGGCGUCUCUCGGCCUUGUGAUUGUUGCGUCCCAUACAACGAAGCCAGCCGCGAGAUCUUCCAUCUACACGACGUUUGCAACUCAGGUCUUGCUCAUGCUUCUCAUGAUGCUGGUUACCGCAAGCUCCGUCCGACACUUGCAGCGCAAGAAUGGGCUUCCCGUCCUAAAUGAGACACUGGGUUGGAUUAUUUUGGGUGAGGAUAUUAGACGCUGCUGUGGACGGGCGGUUCGACUAAUUGUUCUGCUAUGUAUAGGUGUUGCUUCUCUGUUCCCCUUCACUGGAAUCGGAUAUCAGAAGACAGCCGAAUCUAGAAUCCUCAGAUACUUCCUUGGAUUCGGCCCAGCCUUCGUCAUCUUGUCGAUCAGCGUGGAAGGAAUGUUCUACGCAAGCUUCACAGCUUGCCUAUUGGCGUGGCUUGAUGUUGAGCGACGACUGCGCCAACGUCCAGAAGGCUCGCAGGAGGGAUCCGCAAAGAGUACCGCCCUGUCCAGCUAUCGAUUCCAGCCCGACGAUUUGCGUAUCGCCCUUUUCUUUUUGUUCUUUGUCCAGAUCGGUUUCUUCGGAACUGGAAAUGUCGCCUCCAUCUCAUCGUUCUAUCUGGCGCCCGUUUACCGCCUGAUACCCAUAUUCAGCCCAUUCUUUAUGACAUCCUUGUUGCUUUUCAAAAUAGUCGUUCCCUAUGUCAUGCUUGGAGUCGUAUUCGCGCAAUUGAAUAAGGCGUUGCAACUGCCGCCUUUUUCGCUCCUGCUGGUCGCGCUUGCAAUCGUCGAUGGUAUGACCUUGUCCUUCUUCUACCAGGUCAAGGACACGGGGUCGUGGUUGGAAAUUGGACAAUCCAUCAGCUUUUUCUGCAUCACAUCGCUGCUUCUCCUAUGGGCAGCUCUGAUCUGCGCCAUAGGCGAAUAUCUUAUGUCUGGUACUGUUACUCACGACUCUACUGUUAAAUCAGACUAA
Molecule: messenger RNA, 2961 nt
Organism: Coprinopsis cinerea okayama7#130
Lineage: Eukaryota; Fungi; Basidiomycota; Agaricomycetes; Agaricales; Psathyrellaceae
Product: GPI ethanolamine phosphate transferase 1
Exons: 15
Coding region: 1-2961 (986 amino acids)
Biological process (GO): GPI anchor biosynthetic process
Cellular component (GO): endoplasmic reticulum membrane
Molecular function (GO): mannose-ethanolamine phosphotransferase activity
Source: RefSeq, a predicted model, not a curated record